GGACCCCUCCAAGUUCAGUAUCAAGAGCUCAAUGCCAAAGCAAUUUCCCGUCAACCGAUCUCUAAAGUUUACAGUCGCUGCAGGAGCCCCUGUGGCAGAGUGGGAGCGGCUCUCUGUCACCGCAAAGCUGAUUCACAAGCAGCAGAUUUACAGAGGGAAAGUGGAGGCUGAGAAAAAUCGCGGAGAGCAGAAUUUUCACUGCGGUGUAGAGAUACCUCAGGAAGGGUAUUAUGCCGUCUAUGUCCAGUGUAGGGGGUUGGACAUCCAAGGAAGCCCGUUCAAGAUUAGGAUGAUGCCAGCUCCGAGGCCGGAGAAGGUUGUCGUGUCAGGGCCGGGUCUGAAGGGAGGGCUGGUGGGAGAGAAACAGACGUUUAGUAUUGACGCCCGAGAGGCAGGGUAUGGCAACAUUCAACUGAAGGUGCAGGGAGAAAAGGGUGGUUUGUCCAUCGACAUGCAUCGCCACGAGUCAUCAAAACAUAUCAUCAUUGCGGAGUAUACUCCAGAGUACCCCGGGAAGUACACCAUUCAUGUUUUUUGGGCGGGGCUUGCCGUCGCCGACAGCCCUUAUUCCGUGUCAGUCCGCAACUCCAAGAAUGGAGAAGGCCCAAAAAACAAAGCCAGUGAUUCGUGGUCUAUACAGACACCGUCAAGUCAGCUCAUUGAACCUGUCCACUGAUGGAAACACUUAUAUAUCAUCUAGAUUUUUAUUCCAUCAUGUAUGCAUGCUGAAAGCUACAGUAUAAUAUAUAACACGA
This is a messenger RNA of Geodia barretti, 755 nucleotides long. Lineage: Eukaryota; Metazoa; Porifera; Demospongiae; Tetractinellida; Geodiidae. The record is from the annotation of a GenBank genome assembly.